AUGGAUAAGGUCACACAAGUUGUCGUCUUCUCGUCGACGGCCAUCGCCCUUUAUGGCUACGAUCAAGGUAUGAUGAGUUUGAUCAAUACCAAUGAAGAUUAUCUCAGUACAAUGGGUCUUCCUGAGGAGAGUCCCAUGGUCGGUCUCAUCGUGGCUUUGUACUACCUGGGUACUGCUGUCGGAGCUGUCAUCUUCUCGUUCCUGGCCGAUCGCUUCGGAAGAAAGCCCGCUCUGUUCGGGUGUCUUGCAAUGUCUUCGCUUGGAAACUUGAUCAUGUUUGUCUCUGGUCUGAAGUUCUCUCAAGGAGCUCUGAUCGUUAUGAUUGUCGGUAGAAUCGUCAUGGGACUGGGCGUAGGUGGUGUUGAUGCCGUUGUUCCAGUCUAUAGCUCUGAGCUAUCCGAAGACGAAGCUCGUGGCAAGGCACUUGCUCAAGAGUUCCAGAUGAACAUCUUUGGACUAAAUUUCGCAUUCGCGGUGAAUCUUGGCUUGACUGUAGCACUGGGCAAGUCCAACCAAUGGGCUUGGAGGCUUCCCAUCAUUAUCAUGCAGAUCUUUCCUGUCCUCCUUAUGGCCUUCAUUGGCAUCCUUCCCGAAUCACCCCGAUGGCUCGUGUCUCACGACCGUAAAGACGACGCCAAAGCAGCUCUUGUCACAAUUUAUGGAGAAGACCAGGCUGAGGAGUCUCUGGACAGCCUCGUCGAAUCCAACGACAACGAAUCUUCCAAAAAUGUCACGUACACUGAUAUGCUUACCCCAGGACAUGCUCAAUUCCACCCUACUAUGGUCACUGUCAUGGGACAAAUUAACCAGGCUCUUACUGGAUAUGGAGCUGUUUCGGUCUAUGGUCCACAGAUUUUUGAGCUGCUUGGAUUUGAUACGCGCAUGUCCGAGUAUCUGACACAAGGCAAUUAUGUGUCUUACUUCAUCCUGAUGACAUUUGCCUGGCUUUUGGUUGACGCUGUGGGUCGCCGUGCUGUACUGCUUGGUGGUUCUAUCGUUCUGACAGUCUGCUUCUUCCUUCUCACCUUGUUCGGAGGUUUGGCCUUCAACUCUGAGGAGCUGGGUAUUCCAGAUGUGGCCGUUGCUGUUCCUGGUAUCGUUGCUCUUUAUGUUGCGACCGGAGCUUUCGGUAUUGGCUGGCUUGCAACCAUCUGGCUUAUUCCCACUGAGAUCUUCCCUACUACUGCUCGUGCGCAAGGCACAGCUGUCAGUGUCAUUGUCUGGGGUCUGGCUAACUUUGCUGUUACACUCCUGACACCCAUCCUCUUCAACAACCUUGACUACUGGCUCUUCCUUGUCUUCGGCUUCUCGAACAUGUUCGCUGGAGUCUGGACCUAUCUCUACCAACCCGAAUCCGGUGGCCGCAGCUUCGAAGAGAACCAAAAGUUCUUCGAAGAGGCCAAAAAGGCGGGUACUUGGAGAGUCGGUGCUGUUUCGGACGGCGAGUUCAAGAAGAUGCCGUACCCUAACUCGGACAAUGACGAUAGCGAAAACACACCUUUGUUGAGAAGAGUGAGAGACCAAGUCUCGGCUUAA
Aureobasidium melanogenum CBS 110374 is the source of this 1536-nucleotide messenger RNA. RefSeq names its product general substrate transporter. Gene Ontology annotation, cellular component: membrane. The coding region runs from base 1 to 1536 and encodes 511 amino acids. The record is from RefSeq and is a predicted model, not a curated record. The transcript has 4 exons. Gene Ontology annotation, biological process: carbohydrate transport; transmembrane transport. NCBI's taxonomy places the organism in Eukaryota, Fungi, Ascomycota, Dothideomycetes, Dothideales, Saccotheciaceae. Gene Ontology annotation, molecular function: carbohydrate:proton symporter activity.